Ceratotherium simum simum (southern white rhinoceros) is the source of this 3122-nucleotide messenger RNA. It is a transcript of the gene GTF3C3, whose product is annotated as general transcription factor IIIC subunit 3. Gene Ontology annotation, molecular function: protein binding. Gene Ontology annotation, cellular component: transcription factor TFIIIC complex. Lineage: Eukaryota; Metazoa; Chordata; Mammalia; Perissodactyla; Rhinocerotidae. Gene Ontology annotation, biological process: transcription by RNA polymerase III. The record is from RefSeq and is a predicted model, not a curated record.
AGCGGGGCGGCUGCGGCGCAGGCCGGGCCCGUUUGCCGGGAGGACGCUGGUUCCUGCUCUCGGCGCUCCGGCGCGGAGUCAAGUGUGGGAGGCGCUGCUCUCCCCGGUUCUGUUGCGGUUCCUGCGGCUGCAUAUCCGGGCCUGCAGACAUGUCGGGGUUCAGCCCCGAGCUCAUCGACUACCUGGAGGGGAAGAUCUCUUUCGAGGAGUUCGAAAGGCGGAGAGAAGAGAGAAAAACUCGCGAGAAGAAAAGUCUUCAGGAGAGAGGAAAGUUAUCAGCAGAAGAAAAUCCAAAUGACCUUGAAGUUCCGUCAUCCUCGGGAAUUGACUCUUCAAAAUCCCGGGAAGAAGAUGUCAAUGAAGGAGAAACGUCGGAUGGAGUCAGUAAGUCCGUUCACAAAGUCUUUGCUUCCAUGCUUGGAGAGAAUGAAGAUGAUGAGGAGGAAGAGGAGGAAGAAGAAGAGGAGGAGGAGGAGGAGGAGGAAGAAACACCUGAGCCACCCACUGCAGGCGAUGUGUUUGUGCUGGAGAUGGUUCUCAAUCGUGAAACCAAGAAGAUGAUGAAAGAGAAAAGGCCUCGGAGUAAACUUCCCAGAGCUCUGAGAGGUCUCAUGGGUGAAGCCAACAUUCGCUUUGCUCGAGGAGAACGUGAAGAGGCAAUAUUGAUGUGCAUGGAAAUCAUAAGACAAGCUCCUCUUGCUUAUGAGCCAUUCUCUACGCUUGCCAUGAUAUAUGAGGACCAAGGUGACAUGGAGAAAUCACUGCAGUUUGAGUUGAUUGCUGCACAUUUAAAUCCCAGUGACACUGAAGAAUGGGUUAGAUUGGCAGAAAUGUCUCUGGAACAAGACAACAUUAAGCAGGCUAUUUUUUGCUACACAAAAGCUCUUAAAUAUGAACCUACUAAUGUCCGUUAUCUGUGGGAGCGAUCAAGCCUUUAUGAACAGAUGGGAGAUCAUAAGAUGGCAAUGGAUGGUUAUAGGCGUAUUUUAAACCUCUUGUCUCCGUCUGAUGGAGAACGAUUUAUGCAAUUGACUAGAGAUAUGGCUAAGAGUUACUAUGAAGCCAAUGAUGUUACUUCAGCUAUUAACAUAAUUGAAGAAGCUUUCUCGAAACACCAAGGCCUAGUCUCUAUGGAAGAUGUUAACAUAGCAGCUGAACUACACAUUUCUAACAAACAGUAUGACAAAGCUUUGGAGGUAAUUACGGAUUUUUCUGGAAUCGUGCUAGAAAAAAAAACUACAGAAGAAGGCACUCCAGAAGAGAAUAAAGCAGGUGAGAAUGUUACCUGCACUAUACCUGAUGGUGUGCCAAUAGAUAUCAUGGUGAAGUUGAUGGUCUGCCUUGUACAUCUCAGCAUCCUCGAACCACUAAAUCCUCUCUUGACAACACUAGUGGAACAGAAUCCUGAAGAUAUGGGAGACCUCUAUCUAGAUGUUGCUGAAGCGUUUCUGGAUGUUGGUGAAUAUAAUUCUGCACUUCCCCUCCUUAGUGCGCUGGUCUGCUCGGAAAGAUACAACCUCGCAGUAGUUUGGCUUCGGCAUGCAGAAUGUUUAAAGGCCUUAGGCUAUAUGGAGCGUGCUGCCGAGAGCUAUGGCAAAGUGGUUGAUCUGGCUCCCCUCCAUCUGGAUGCAAGGAUUUCACUUUCCACCCUUCAGCAGCAGCUGGGCCGUCCUGAGAAAGCUCUGGAAGCUCUGGAACCAAUGUAUGAUCCAGAUACUUUAGCACAAGAUGCAAAUGCUGCACAGCAGGAGCUGAAGUUACUGCUGCAUCGUUCUACUCUGUUGUUUUCACAAGGCAAAAUGUAUGGUUACGUGGAUGCCCUACUUACCAUGUUAGCCAUGCUUUUAAAGGUAGCAAUGAAUAGAGCCCAAGUCUGUUUGAUAUCCAGCUCCAAAUCUGGAGAGAGGCAUCUCUACCUUAUUAAAGUGUCAAGAGACAAAAUAUCAGACAGCAGUGACCAAGAGACAGCAAAUUAUGAUGCAAAAGCAAUGUUUGCUGUACUCACGAGUGUCUUGACAAAAGAUGACUGGUGGAACCUUCUGUUGAAGGCUGUAUACUCCUUAUGUGACCAAUCCCGAUUUCAGGAGGCUGAAUUACUUGUGGAAUCUUCAUUGGAAUAUUAUUCAUUUUAUGAUGACAGGCAAAAACGAAAAGAACUAGAAUACUUUGGUCUCUCUGCUGCAAUUCUGGACAAAAAUUUCAGAAAGGCAUACAAUUAUAUCAGGAUAAUGGUAAUGGAAAAUGUCAAUAAACCCCAGCUCUGGAACAUUUUCAACCAAGUUACCAUGCACUCCCAAGAUGUACGGCAUCAUCGCUUUUGUCUCCGUUUAAUGCUGAAAAACCCAGAUAAUCAUGCCCUGUGUGUGUUAAAUGGACAUAAUGCAUUCGUAUCUGGUAGUUUUAAGCACGCGCUUGGACAGUAUGUGCAAGCCUUUCGCACCCAUCCCCAUGAACCUCUCUAUAGCCUCUGUAUAGGCCUGACCUUUAUUCACAUGGCAUCUCAGAAGUAUGUGUUAAAGAGACAUGCUCUUAUUGUGCAGGGCUUUUCCUUUCUUAAUCGAUACCUCAGUCUACGUGGGCCUUGCCAGGAAUCAUUCUACAAUUUGGGCCGCGGCCUCCACCAGCUGGGGCUGAUUCAUCUCGCAAUCCACUAUUAUCAGAAGGCCCUGGAGUUCCCUCCACUUGUGGUAGAGGGUAUAGAAGUUGACCAGUUGGACUUACGAAGAGAUAUUGCCUACAAUUUGUCUCUCAUUUAUCAGAACAGUGGCAAUAUUGGAAUGGCUCAAAAGCUUUUGUAUACCUAUUGUUCUGUAUGAAGCACCUCAACUGAGAAAGGGGCAUUGGGCAGCUGCUGUGCGUGGACCAGUAUUUUCUGUCUCAGGGCUUAUUAUUAACCCCAAAAUGAAAAUGAUAAUUUCACAGUUAUCUAACAUGUAUUUCAUUUUUAAUAUGUGAUAAUGAUCUUUUGGUAGAUAUGCAAAAUUGUCAUUCCUACGAGAAUUUGUAUAUUGCUCUGUCAUUUCCCUUUUAGCAUUUUUUAGUUAAAUUGUCCUCAAAGUGGAAAUGAACAAUCUUAGCCUUUAAGCCAGCUUGGAGUUGAAUACACUAAUUUUUUACUCACA